Messenger RNA from Caenorhabditis auriculariae, 1144 nucleotides. The record is from the annotation of a GenBank genome assembly. NCBI's taxonomy places the organism in Eukaryota, Metazoa, Nematoda, Chromadorea, Rhabditida, Rhabditidae.
AUGUUGGAGCAUAACGCUUAUAUUACUCAACAUCGUCACUCAACCUGCGAAGACCGACAAAGACGUACGCCAUCAAGAAGACGACGUCAACAAUGUCAACAACUCGCAAUGGGCAGCUCCCAAGGUCGUGGUCAAGAAGAAGAAAGUGCACAAUUUCUCGACCAACGUCAACGACUCGCUGUGGUUGCACCAGCAACAGCGCUCAUCUUCUGAGGACGACUUCAACAAGCUGAUCGGAGGACAGCUCAAGCAGUUCGACUACAUCAACGAAUUCAUCCGUUUGCGAGACGUUGGGUCGACUGUUCCUGGCAUCAGCGAGAUCUUUGACUCCAAGAUCUCAGCACAAGGCGCUACUUCGAAUGCAGACUACAACGUCUACGGCCGCAGUACCAACGAAGACCGUCACUCAAUGGAAGCUCCAUGGUACUACAACAGCUUCCGCGCUCACCUGUCGAUGUGCAACACUUCGCUUCUGCCUGACGCUUGGUACAUCAGACAGCUCGACAAGGACGAACGCUUGGACCCCGAGUUGGGUCACUCCAAAAGGAUGCCGCCACCGCUCAACUACGAUGGUUCGCAGCUCAUCAAGUUGACGGAUUCAACAAUCAUUGACGACGCCGUUGCCGCAAAAGACAACAGGAGCCGCACUUCUCCUGCUGCAAGCCGGUUCAACUACCAGUCGCUCAACUGGUCGAACGAGUGCCACGUUGCCGUUCUUUGCGCCAAGAAACUGCCUGCCUCGUACCUGCUCAACAACGUCAAGCCGAACAUGGUCCACGCUGUCACGGCCGACUCCAUCGACUCCAUCGGAAGACAUCGAGCAGCAUCUUUGCGUCGACAUCCACGUGAAACCUGCAAGCAGACAUGCCGACAACGCCACGGGUUCAACAGCGCAAAGAAGAUCAACACGUGCAAAAAGAACACUGCGAUCGCUGAGACGACGACGCCGCCGCAGACGUCGCCCACCAGACGACUACGACUUUGUUCAAGCCGUGCCCAAGACGCUCAACACGUCAUCUUCACGCUCCUGAAGUCAAACAUCAAUCCCUAUUCCUACAACGUUAGGUUACAUGUAUCAGAUGAUUAUUUCUCUUUUCUUUCUGAAAUGUAACAAUCAUCUUAGGAGGGAGGUGUUGGAGCAUAA